Messenger RNA from Eutrema salsugineum, 3117 nucleotides. RefSeq names its product PH, RCC1 and FYVE domains-containing protein 1. Lineage: Eukaryota; Viridiplantae; Streptophyta; Magnoliopsida; Brassicales; Brassicaceae. The transcript has 10 exons. Bases 1 to 3117 code for a protein of 1038 amino acids. The record is from RefSeq and is a predicted model, not a curated record. Gene Ontology annotation, molecular function: metal ion binding.
AUGUACAUUUUGGAUUGGAGACUCUUUUCCGGUGCAACAGAUUCAAUGGCUGAUUCCCUGAGAAUUAGUCUCGCUGAGAGAGACGUUGAACAGGCCAUUACGUCACUUAAGAAAGGGUCUUAUUUGCUAAAAUACGGACGUAGAGGGAAGCCCAAGUUUUGUCCAUUCCAGCUCUCAAGUGACGAGUCCACGUUAGUAUGGUACUCUGGAAAAGAAGAGAAGCAAAUUAAAGUGAGUCAAGUCAUGAGAAUUGUUCCUGGACAACGCACGGCUACAUUCAAGAGAUAUCCACGUCCCGAGAAAGAGUAUCAAUCAUUUUCCCUCAUUUGUCCAGACAGGUCUUUGGAUUUGAUAUGCAAAGACAAGGAUGAAGCAGAAGUGUGGGUGGUUGGUUUGAAGGCAUUGAUUACUCGCGUAAAAGUCUCCAAAUGGAAAAACACUAUUAAACCUGAGAUCACUUCAGUGGAAUGUCCAACCCCUCAUGCACGAAGAGUAUCUCCAUUCGUAACAGUUCUUGAUCAAGUUAUCCAGCCCUCCCCUGAAACUUCUGCACCAAAUCGGAUGGGAAAAGUCUUUUCUGAUAUUGUAUCCAUAACUGCACCAGCAAGUAACAAUCAGACAGAAACCAAUACUACCAACCUCUUCUGUGCAUUUCCUCCGGUAAACGUUGAGAACUCAAUUUCACGAUUCUCGACCACUGAUCCAGUUCGGAUCAGUCUAUCUAGUGCUGUAAGCACGUCUAGCCAUGGUUCGUGUCACGAAGACUUUGAUGCUUUAGGUGAUGUUUUUGUCUGGGGUGAAGCUAUAAGUGAUGGUGUACUGAGCGGAACAGAAAAGUCAUUGAACUCCACAACAGAGGAUGCACUAUUACCAAAAGCAUUAGAAUCAACAAUAGUUUUAGAUGCACAAAACAUUGCAUGUGGUAGGUGUCAUGCAGUUUUAGUUACAAAACAAGGAGAGAUCUUCAGCUGGGGAGAUGGAACAGGUGGAAAGCUAGGGCAUGGCUUAGAAAAAGAUGCCUAUCAACCAAAGUUCAUUAGUAGUGUUAGAGGAAUAGGUUUCAAAUCUUUAGCGUGUGGGGAGUUCCAUACAUGUGCUGUUACUCAAUCAGGUGAUCUUUACAGUUGGGGUGAUGGCACAAGUUUUCUUGGUCACGGUAGUGAAUCAUGCUGCUGGAUUCCCAAGAGAGUGACUGGUGUCUUACAGGGAGUGCAUGUAUCAUAUGUCGCUUGUGGUCUUUGGCAUACAUCGGUACUUGCAUCAUCAGGUCAGUUGUUCACAUUUGGAGAUGGAUCUUUUGGUGCUCUUGGUCAUGGAGACAGGGAAAGCUCUAGUGUUCCACGUGAAGUUGAAAACCUAAGUGGACUUAGAGUAAUGAAGGUUGCGUGUGGCGUUUGGCAUACAGCUGCAGUGGUGGAAGUGGCAAAUGAAGCAUCUGAUGCAGAACUUUGCUCUUCGUGUGGGCAACUGUUCACAUGGGGGGAUGGAGAUAAUGGACAGCUUGGUCAUGGUGGUGAUGAUGCAAAACUACUUCCUGAGUGUGUUACUUCAUUGAAGAACGAAAAUAUAUGCCAAGUUGCAUGUGGACAUAGUCUCACGGUUUCUCUUACAUCUAAAGGGCAUGUGUAUACAAUGGGUAGCAUGGUUUAUGGCCAGCUUGGAAAUCCUACUGCAAAGGGACAGUUCCCUGCACGUGUUGAAGGAGACUUAGUAGGGACUUUUGUGGAGGAGAUUGCAUGUGGUUCUUAUCAUGUUGCAGUGUUGACAUCUAAAUCAGAGAUUUACACAUGGGGAAAAGGGUUAAAUGGCCAGCUAGGCCAUGGAAACAUUGAGAACAAAAUGGAACCUACGGUUGUUGGGUUUAUGAAAGAAAAGCAAGUGAAAACUAUAACAUGUGGAUCUAAUUUUACUGCUGUGAUUUGUCUUCACAAAUGGAUACCUGGCUCUGAACAUUCACUAUGUGCUGGUUGCCGUAAUCCCUUCAACUUUAGAAGAAAACGUCAUAAUUGUUACAAUUGUGGUCUGAUAUUUUGUAAAGUAUGCAGUAGUAGGAAGUCUUUGAGAGCUGCUUUGGCGCCUGAUAUGAACAAAGCAUAUCGAGUGUGUUAUGGAUGUUUUACAAAGCUGAAAAAGUCAAGAGAGCUAUCUCCUUCUCCACCAACUCCACGAGCAAGAAACCUUUUGAAUAUGCGGAAAUCGACUGAUGUUUCAGAUAGAAGCAGCUUCACUCAAAAAUUCCUCUCAGCACACUCCAGAAUAUCUUCAGCUGAUUCUUUAUUGCAUCAUGGUGAAGGAAGAAACCAUAGACGAGACUUGAAACCGGAAGUAAAUAAUAGUAAUGUCUUUCCUUUCAUGAAUGACAGUUUAAAGUCUGUUGGAUCGCCAUUAUCCAAAGGAUUAAUAGGGUUGCCAAAACUCCCCAAGAGUAUGGUGGUUAAAAUUCCUGGUUCACGAGUGAACUCUCACAUAGCGUCUCCAGUUUCAGUAAAGUCAACUAGUCCACGCCGAUCUUAUGAAGUAACAGCUGAGGAAUCUAAACAAAUAAACGACGAUUAUAGUCAAGAAAUGGCGGGUCUAAAGGAACAUGUUGAACAACUCGUUUCAAAAACUCACCAACUUGAAGAGGAACUCGAAAAGACUCGAAGGCAGUUAAAAGUGGUCACUGCAAUGGCAGCAGAUGAAGCAGAGGAAAACAAAUCUGCAAAAGAGGUUAUUAGAUCUCUGACCACUCAGCUGAAGGAAAUGGCUGAAAAAAUAUCACAAAAAGAUGACAUUAGCACCAACUCAAAACACAAAGACAAAGAGACAUCAGAGAGUCAAACUCAGACAAAUAACCAGACACAUAUAAGAAGCAUGGUUUCUCAUGAUAGUCAACCGGAAAGCAACCUAACAAGUAAGAGCUUAGCUAAUGGGCAUAAAAGGCAGAAAAUGAAGCCGGAGAGGGUUGUGCAGGACGAACCAGGAGUGUAUUUAACAUUGUUGUCUUUACCUGGUGGUGGUAAUGAACUCAAGCGUGUCCGGUUCAGCCGGAAACAGUUUAGUGAAGAACAAGCAGAGAAGUGGUGGAGUGAAAAUGGUACUAAAGUGUGUGAACGGCAUAACAUUCUAGUUUCCUAG